AUGUCGUAUCCGUCGUCUCAACCACCUGACGGUGGCUCUCAAGUCUAUUUGAUCGACGGUGGAAUUCCAUCUGACCUGAGCAACGGGUUUAAUGCGCUUGCUGCCAGCAUUGCGGCGCGGGACGCACAAGAUGCGAUAAACGCGCAACAGAGCCAGCUCUGGAUCCGUAAAGUGAGGACCAAAGGUAUCUCGAUGCCUGUGUACAGCGGCCUACCAAACGAGAGCGUAGAAGAGUUUAUUUUUCGUGCCAAGUUGUUCAUGCAUGGCAAGAAUUUAAAUUACCAUCAGCCUCAAAACCAUCAGCGGGUCGUGGCCAUGAUGGCGUCCAACCUGAAGGGCGCUGCUGCCUCGUGGUACCAUACAGGUAUAUCUGUGGACGGCAAGCAAAUUUACACCUUGGAAGAGCGCGCGACGCCCUCAUAUCCGAGUUUGUAUUACCUGACCAGCUGUUUCGUGUUCGCGCCGCUCUCAAGAAGUGUCACCAGACAGGGUAUAUUGAAGAGUAUGUAUCACGCUUCCGAUAAUUGA
Peronospora matthiolae is the source of this 528-nucleotide messenger RNA. NCBI's taxonomy places the organism in Eukaryota, Oomycota, Peronosporomycetes, Peronosporales, Peronosporaceae. The record is from the annotation of a GenBank genome assembly.